Messenger RNA from Diachasmimorpha longicaudata, 1960 nucleotides. Its product is annotated as WD repeat-containing protein 18. Gene Ontology annotation, molecular function: protein binding. The transcript is spliced from 2 exons. Bases 459 to 1703 code for a protein of 414 amino acids. NCBI's taxonomy places the organism in Eukaryota, Metazoa, Arthropoda, Insecta, Hymenoptera, Braconidae. Gene Ontology annotation, biological process: rRNA processing; DNA-templated DNA replication. Gene Ontology annotation, cellular component: nuclear pre-replicative complex. The record is from RefSeq and is a predicted model, not a curated record.
CAUUUUAAGCUCAGCACAAAGCGGCCUAAACUUAAUGCAAACAACAGAAUUAGUUGAUUGUGUGAAGAGCAAUUCCCUGUGGCUAUCUAUGUACGAAUGUAUUUUUUUCUGCUGCUUGCGCUUGCGCAUUUAGUCUGUUUCCACAUGUUAUUUUUUUACGCACGUGGGUUUGGGAGAAGCUAGUGUUGGUCGAUCAACAAGAAAUCAAAAAAAAAAUUACGAAUUACCAAUAAAAUCGUGAGAUGACUUGAAUGAGUCGUCAUAAACUUGCAAAAAGCUUCAACGACCCUCUAAAAGUGAUUCAACCCAAAAUGGAAUGUAAUAAUAGCUCGAUUUCCGCGUCCUAACGUCAGAAAGACGUGACCUAACCUUAAAAAAACAACAACAAUUCAGUAACCUAACCUCAAAUCAUUCUCCGUAAAACUGUAAACUAGAGGUAUUCGUGAUAAAUAAUAGAAAUGAAAGAGACCAGAGAAGUUUUAUUAACCUCAGACACGUCUGGGGAAUCCUGGAGUGCCGCAAUGUGGGAUCCUUUGACAGGAUCUAUGCUAUCGCAGUUCAGAAAUGCCUCACCUCUGGCCUCGAACGCUAUGCAACUCCUGAACGUCAGCUACCUUCUCGCAGCUGAUGCCACAAAGCCCAGGAUCCAUAUCUGGCCUGUGAAUUCUCAGGUUCCCCUCUCCAAUCUUCGAUUGACAACACCAGGUAAGGUCUCCGCCAUGUCCUGCACGUCCUGUGGUACGUACAUAGCAGCUUCAGUCGAUGAAAAGGUUUUCAUCUGGCAGACGUCAACGGGGAGGCUCCUGAGAACUCUUGCUCGUCAUUACCAGACAGUCACCUGCCUCAAAUUCUCGCUGGAUAGCUCACAUCUGGCCAGCGGAGGACAGGACGGUCUCGUCUUUGUUUAUUCAGUGGCAAGGGUUAUCAAUAAUUACAAGGAAGCUAAUCCUCUGCAUGGAUUCUCUGAUCACACUCUCGCUGUCAAGGGCAUUUAUUUUGGGGCCUUUGGAGCUAGGUGUAGAGUUGUCACGGUGUCAUUGGAUCGAACUGCGAGGAUUUAUGACGCCAAUUCUGGGGUGCAACUGCUGACUUUGGUCUUCGACGUACCUCUGACGUCAGUCUGUCUAGACAAACGAGAAUGCAACAUGUUCGUGGGCUGCACCAAUGGACACAUCAGACAAUUUGACUUGAGGAAUCCACCGCGAGGACAAGAACAUCAUGUCCCAGGCGAUAAAGAGGAAAAAGGAAACACUUUCAAGGGGCACACUAAUGGAAUCACGAAUCUAUCAGUCUCCAUCGAUUGCGUCACCCUUGUCUCUGGCGGCGCUGACGGUACGGUCAACAUCUGGAAUAUUCCUAGUCGUCAGAUUAUCAGGAGCAUUCAGCACAAAGGCGGGAUCACCAAUGUCUUACUGGUCCCUCACCACUCGAAUUUUGAUGUCAACCUUCUGAAUCCAAAAGUUCUCGUGAAACCUCUGCAGAGGAUUGAUAACGAGGGAGCCAAUGAUAUCCUCGCGAUUGUAAAACAUGGGGAGGACGAUUUACUUAAUCCGCAGGAGUUCUUUGAAGAGAGUGGAGAGGGCCAUGGGAAUGGGGAAAUGGAAAAGAAAUUGAGCGAGAGUAGAGCGGAAAUUGAGAGAUUAAGAAAAAUCAAUUCUGAGAUGUACAAGUACGCAGUCAGAGGUGUUCUCCACAAGGAGUAGGAGAGAAUUGUUAGAUUGGACAAUAAUGGAAAUAUUUAGUAAAUGUUAAUAAUUAAAUACUGAGAUAUUUAGUAAUUAUGCUACUAUUAUGCUAUUAUGGAGGUUCGUUUGAGUCUAAAUAUUGAAGUAUUUAAUAUUUUCUCACUAACAAUGGACAAAGAAUAUUUGGAUAAUUAAGUUUUGAAAAAAAUACACGAGUCAUUAACCCUGUGUAAUAGCUUUCAUGUAAAAUGAAAAUAUAAAGAUGAAAUGGAAAA